UGAGCAGAGACACAGAGCGGAGGAGGCGGCGGCGCUUUGUAGUCAGUGCGGAAUGCGGAAAUGUUCGCACACUCUGUGUAGCGGGGUCAGGUCACACUCAGCAGCCGGCGUGGGAAAGCGCAGAGCACACACACAAAGCACAGGAGGAAGGGAGAGACAUGCUGCUGCUGAGAGCAGGCACACAGGCGGCAGCAGCAGCAGCUCCCCAGCCUCCCCGGCUGCCAUGGGACCACUGGGAUCUGCAGAAUAAACUUUAAUCUUCUGCAAGUUGGGUCUGCUGUGCUUGCUGUGUGUGCAGCUCCCUCUGUGGUGCUGCUGCUACUUCUGAGCCUGCCCCUUCUGCAUGAGUGUGUGCUGCUCCUUCACUGAGGAUGGCUGUGCAGAAGCUGUGCAGAGCUGCGGCUACCUGUGUGGCCCAGGCUGGGGACCCUAUGAGACAGUAGCCAUAGUAGCCCUAGUAAUCACAUCUCACAUCUGCCCCACUUGGAUGUCAGCUUGGAAACUCUUGCACUCACACAGAUAAUGUGACCUCCUCGAGUCGGUGCUAUCUAUGUACCGCUUCCUGCAGCUUGCUCUCCAGCUGUGUGCGGCUGUGUCUGCAGCUGUCUCCCAUAGCUUCGGCAGCUCCUGGUCAUCUCAGUCCUAGGUAGCCCCGGCAGCCCUGUGCACACCUGGAUCAAGACGAGGAGGAAGACUGAACCUUGGACGUCCGUGCCUUCCUCUCUCUCUCCUUGUUGUCCCCCCCCCCGCACAAUGAUGAUGACGAUGGAUAAAGACGGACUGGCAGAGCAGCAAUAUGAGUGUGUGGCAGAGAUAGGAGAGGGGGCAUACGGCAAGGUUUUCAAAGCCCGCGACCUGAAGAAUGGAGGGCGCUUUGUGGCCCUGAAGCGGGUGCGGGUGCAGACUGGAGAGGAGGGCAUGCCGCUCUCCACCAUCCGGGAGGUGGCCGUGCUGCGGCACCUGGAGUCCUUCGAACAUCCCAACGUGGUCAGGUUAUUUGAUGUGUGUACUGUUUCGCGGACAGACAGAGAGACAAAGCUUACACUGGUUUUUGAACAUGUUGAUCAAGAUUUGGCUACGUACUUGGAUAAAGUGCCAGAUCCCGGCGUUCCCAAUGAAACGAUAAAGGACAUGAUGCAUCAGCUUCUCCAAGGGUUGGACUUUCUCCAUUCACACCGAGUGGUUCAUCGAGACCUCAAGCCUCAGAACAUUCUGGUGACCAGCAAUGGACAAAUAAAGUUGGCAGAUUUUGGCCUUGCAAGGAUCUACAGUUUUCAGAUGGCACUUACAUCCGUGGUGGUCACUUUAUGGUACAGAGCGCCGGAAGUUCUGCUGCAGUCCAGUUACGCCACGCCGGUGGACCUCUGGAGCGUCGGGUGUAUAUUUGCAGAAAUGUUUCGUCGAAAGCCACUGUUUCGUGGAAACUCCGAUGUGGAUCAGCUAGAAAAGAUAUUUGAUGUAAUAGGGCUCCCGGAGGAAGAGGAGUGGCCUGGCGAAGUCGCAGUUCCACAAAGUUCCUUCCAUUACCGGCAGCCGCAACCCAUAGAAGACGUGAUUCCAGACAUUGAUGAACUCGGCAAAGAUUUGCUCAUCAAAUGUCUGAUAUUCAGCCCUGCAAAUCGUGUAACCGCCUUCAGCGCCCUCUCCCAUCCUUACUUUGAUGAUUUAGAGACGCACAAAAUUAGUUUGGAACGCCACAGGCAGAGGGCUGGAGAUGAGAAUACAGCUGCCACCAAGAGCCCUUGAGAGUCACUCUGUAUAGAUGGACAACACCAUAUUGCCAUGUGGGCUGACUCAUCUGGGAGCUCACCCUAAGACACUGACCUGCAGCAAGCCACGUCUACCUGCAACAAAAAAAAAACUGUUUACUCUCCUCAAAUCAAUGCAAACCCCGCGCAGCUUCACCUGUUUGUCUUCAUUUUACCAGGGUUCUCUCCAGGUCAAAGCAAAGCUGCUGAUCAAUUAUGCUGCCUUUCGUUGGACAUAAAAGCUGCCGGUGUAAUAUAGAUGAAACUGUUCACUGCCACCACAGGAUGGACUAGAUUUACAGCUGCUAAAUGCCUGAUUGGAGGACUUGUUUCUUGUUAUUAAUUAAAGUGCAACACCAACUCAAAGGGAGGCUGUCAUUUUGUGGACUGAACCAUUAAUCCAGAAUAUACCGUCUACACACCCUUCAUCAUGGCUCCUUCCACCACUAACCCAGUACUCUGCUCUCGAACGUCCCAUUUAAUUUACUAUUGUGGUUACCUGUGCUAAACACCUCUCUCAUCAAUGCAUUCAGCACAGGGAGCUGCAAUAAAGGACUUCAAGAGCAGUGUGUUUAUCUCUCUGCCUCAUGUGCCUCUUUUUUUCGCUCUGCCUCAUGCCGCAGUGAUGUCACUAGUGAAAUUAACAAACUGUAUUCUCUUGGGUUAUGGUCAUACUUGCCUACUGAGUUCCCUGAGAGGAAAUCCAUGCUUCAAGUGUUGCGCUGUGGAGCUUGGCAACACAAAUUACGUCUUUAAGAAAAUUGCCUGUUGUUUCAUCAAGCCCCUGCCCAGUUCACUGCUCUUCCAGAGUAUGAGAUUGGUUCAGCCCACAAAAUGGCUGCCUCCACUCUGAGGGGGUUGGCAGGUACAUUUAAGUGUUUAUAUUAAAGAUGUUUGAAUUUGUAAUCUCUCAAGAGCCGACACUGGUUCACGUAUGUAUUUUUUUUUUUUUAGAUGUAUCCGGCUGCUUUUUCUGAGUAUGGCAUGCAGGACAUGAAAUGUUUGUGUUUUGUUUUUUCACUUAAAUGUAAAGAACUUACCACGGAUGCUUGGUAUUCGGGCAACGUUCUGUUUUUCCUCUGGUUUUAUUGUUGUGUUUUGAGAAUUUUUUUCUCAGAUGGAUUAAGAAUUGUAUGAUACAUAUGUCUGAGGGAAAGCAGCAUGUAAUUCAACUCUUCAUGUUUUUUUAAGUGGACUAAAGAUUGAAAUGAGAUGUACGGAAUGUAUUUUGUUACAAGAGUCCACAAGUAAAGACAAAGUUAAGUUUA
Messenger RNA from Pseudophryne corroboree (corroboree frog), 3016 nucleotides. RefSeq names its product cyclin dependent kinase 6 (gene CDK6). The record is from RefSeq and is a predicted model, not a curated record. Gene Ontology annotation, molecular function: ATP binding; cyclin binding; cyclin-dependent protein serine/threonine kinase activity. Gene Ontology annotation, biological process: signal transduction; protein phosphorylation; G1/S transition of mitotic cell cycle. The transcript is spliced from 8 exons. Gene Ontology annotation, cellular component: cytoplasm; cyclin-dependent protein kinase holoenzyme complex; nucleus. NCBI's taxonomy places the organism in Eukaryota, Metazoa, Chordata, Amphibia, Anura, Myobatrachidae. Bases 754 to 1746 code for a protein of 330 amino acids.